Mytilus californianus (California mussel) is the source of this 1933-nucleotide messenger RNA. RefSeq lists its product as uncharacterized. Gene Ontology annotation, molecular function: tumor necrosis factor receptor binding. NCBI's taxonomy places the organism in Eukaryota, Metazoa, Mollusca, Bivalvia, Mytilida, Mytilidae. Gene Ontology annotation, biological process: immune response. Bases 138 to 1307 code for a protein of 389 amino acids. Gene Ontology annotation, cellular component: membrane. The record is from RefSeq and is a predicted model, not a curated record. The transcript has 5 exons.
GGAAGUAAACAGUAUAUAGUAACCUAAUCAUGCAAAAGACAGUAUAAUAGUAUUAAGUGUUUUAUACUUUUGAUUACUUAUUACCAACACGAACAGGAGACCGCAGAAUUACUCUCCGGACUGUCGUUUCAGAUUAAAUGGAUGAAAUUGGAAAGAGACCAACAUCAUACUCCAAUGCGAUUCUUAAUACAUCUGUUGACGUUUGUAAUAAAAUGGCCAACGAAAACCCAGUCUUCCAUCGACCACAGCCAGAUGCAUGUAGUGCUUAUGCCGUAUCAAUAACACAGCAACCUAACUCAAAUGAGGCAAAUACAGAGUGUAACAAAUAUCAUGAAAUUAGACAAUGUACGAGAAGUGCAAACGGUGACAUGCAUAGAAACGGCAGUACAACAAGCAGUAGCAGUUUACUGUCAGGAUCAACCGAAAGCAUAGUUCCGGGAAAACGUUAUAUUAUUGUGAUAAUAUGCGUAAAUAUUACCUUCUUUGUUAUUGCAUUUUCUCUGAUAAUUGUCCAAUUUGUGAUGCUUAACAAAUUACAGGGUAAAUUGGAAGUUGAGAAAGCAGAAAGAAAAGGCAAAUCAAACACACUAUGUUUACCUUGCAAUGAUUUGAUUCUAGGUCCAUUAGAACAUGAUAAUGAAAAUAUAAAGCUGCUGAAUAGAAAAGAGGAAGAUGGAAUUCAAGUAUGCUGUGCUAAAGGAUCCAAUCAAACGUCAAUUCUAAUGGAUUUGUUAUUGAAAAGAAGAGAAAAAUUACACCAUGCACAAGAUAUUAUCGACUCAGAAACCAAUAGUAAAAAUAACUGUACAACUGACGAGGGUGGUAACCAUGGACAAGAUCAUGGUAGAAUAGCAGCUCAUCUUUUAGCAGGAGUACAAUCGAUAACAAAUGGAGCACCUCCAUACAUUAUACAAAACUGGGAUGACUCUGGACCAACUGCAUAUUCAAGUGGUGUUCGUGUGGAAAACAGUCGUAUAAUAGUAAACACUUCCGGUUUAUAUUUUGUAUAUAGCCAGAUAUUCUUCAGUAACCUUUACAAAGGGCAAACAACAUCAAACACUUCACAAGCCUUGUACCAUUAUGUCUAUCGAUGGAACGUCUUUUAUCCAAACGAUGGAAACGAGUUGUUGCUGAAGAGUGUCCGGACACAGUGCUGGGCAGAAAACAGAGUGUAUGGUGAUUACACUAGUUAUACCAGUGGUGUGUUUAAGCUCAGUGCAGGUGAUAACCUGUAUGUAAAGGCAUCAAAACUUGAUUUAAUUUCAAGAGAUCCUAAAGCAUCCUUUUUUGGCAUUGCGAAGCUGUAAUUCCAUCCUUGAAAAUAUGUUCCUUUUACAUAUAUUAUGUUAAAAAUAUAAUUCACUAGAGCUAGAAAACGACUCAUAGUUUAUAUUAACGGAUUUUCAAGUUUAAAAAAUACUUUAACCUGCAAUGUCUUAGAGGACAAAAAAGUAAAGACACCAAAAAAUUAAGUUCCAGUCCGGGAAACGUCAAUUUUAACAUAAAAGAGGCGUUAAGAUAGUUCUGUGAGUUAUCGCCCCUGCAUGUAAUUUUUCUAGCAAGGAACUUAUCUGUUAGCUCUAUAGAUAUGCAACAGUUACAUUGUUGUAAUAUCCAUAAAAAAAGUAUUGCUCGAGCACACAUCACUGGUAAAUACAGGUACUGACAGGAAUUAAAUAUCGAAAUAUACAUUUUAAAAGCGUGCUGUUAAUUUUUCUCUAUUGUGCCAAAAUAUAUGUAUUUGUUAAUUUUUAAUUAUUUGUUAUAAUCUUUCUUGUUAUUUUUUGAUAAUAUAUAUUUUUAUAAUUAUAAUCUAUAAUAUAAGCUUUGUCAUACAGUGUACAUGUUAAUAUAUUUUUAUCAUGAAACUAAUAAUUGACAAACAUUUAUGUCAUUAUUAUAUUUCAUAGAAGUGAAUAAAAAUGAAAGAAUU